AUGGCCACUCCCACCAACGGCGCAUACGCUGCCUCGAUCUCGGGCUCCAAAAAGCUCGAGGAGGUCUCCUCCCUGAUGGAACAGCUGCGGCUGGAUCUCAAGGACUCCCAUAUGCUCCUACAUCAACGCAACACUGCAUUGGAGCAGAUCAAAAUCUAUGGUCGCAACGUCCAGGACGCCGACCCCAUCUAUACUCCGGAUGGCAUAGACACGUUGGCUCGCUAUGGCUUCUUCAAUUCCACGGCCGUCACGUCCCGGGAAGCGCUGCGCUGCCUGGCUAACGCAUUGCUCCUGCAACCACACACCCGGCAGGAACUGGUAGACCUGGGAUUUGCGGACAAGGCGGCCGAAAAGCUCAAGAGCGACAGCCCCGACGACGAAUUUCUGGCGUCACGGAUCCUCUUCCUCUUGACUUACGAGACGAACCUGGACUUUGAGUUGUUGAUGAAGAACAACCAGCUCGGCGAGACCAUCUUGCAAAGCGUGGCGCGGCACUCCAAGCGGUACUCGAAGGGCAGCCGGAAACCGUCCGCAGGCACGCCACUCGAAGACUUGGCGCUUUCGGAGACACUGAAGCUGGUUUUUAACCUCACACAUUUCUAUCCUGAUUUCGUCGACCAAUUCUCGAAAUGCGUUCCGGACCUCUUGAAGAUCUUGUACAGGACCAAGGUACCUAUGCCGCCACUUCAGCCGCCGGUCAACUACCUCAUAAACGCUCUCUUGAACUUGGACCUUGAGGACAACAAAUCGAAACAUUUCGGAAGCAGUCCCGUCUUCCCCAAGUUCGACCAGAAGGCCAACGCGGAGCAUCUUAUUGAGAUUCUGGACAAAUCCAUCAUCGCAUACACCGAGACCGAGCUUGACCAGGUUGCCGCGCCUCUCAUAACUCUUAUCCGCCGCAUCUACGAAUUCGCGCCCGAGAGUGUUAAGAAGUACAUGCAGUGGCUGCUGCUGCCGACGGAGGACGAGAGAAGCAAGCCGCUCGGAAAGUCGGACACGCUUUCGUCUCGCCUGUUGAACCUUACCACUUCGGCCAUGGCGCCGACUCUAAGAGGCUCAAUUGGAUCCAUGCUGUUUGAGUUGUCCAGCAAAGAUCCUUCCGACUUCAUUCACAAUGUUGGAUACGGUUUUGCAUCUGGAUUCCUGGUGAGCCAUAACAUCGAGAUUCCGGCCAACGCCAUGGACGCAUACAGCACGCACGGCAUGGAGGAGGGACAGAACAACUCAGCGGCAUUCAACCCCAUCACGGGACAAAGAUACGACACGGAAAAGCCUGUGGACGAAGGCCCGCCAAUGACACUAGAGGAGAAGGAAAGGGAAGCGGAGCGGCUCUUCGUGCUCUUCGAAAGGCUCAAAGCAACAGGCGUGGUCAACGUGCAAAACCCCGUCGAGCAGGCUCUAAACUCGGGUCGCUUCGAAGAGCUCUCCGACUCUGACUCUGAGACGGGGAAGAAAUGA
Messenger RNA from Aplosporella prunicola CBS 121167, 1458 nucleotides. RefSeq lists its product as uncharacterized. The transcript has 7 exons. The coding region runs from base 1 to 1458 and encodes 485 amino acids. Gene Ontology annotation, cellular component: cytoplasm. Gene Ontology annotation, biological process: G protein-coupled receptor signaling pathway. The record is from RefSeq and is a predicted model, not a curated record. Lineage: Eukaryota; Fungi; Ascomycota; Dothideomycetes; Botryosphaeriales; Aplosporellaceae. Gene Ontology annotation, molecular function: guanyl-nucleotide exchange factor activity; G-protein alpha-subunit binding.